Pterocles gutturalis (yellow-throated sandgrouse) is the source of this 1185-nucleotide messenger RNA. RefSeq names its product carboxypeptidase M (gene CPM). Gene Ontology annotation, biological process: proteolysis. Gene Ontology annotation, cellular component: cell surface. The record is from RefSeq and is a predicted model, not a curated record. Bases 90 to 1169 code for a protein of 359 amino acids. Lineage: Eukaryota; Metazoa; Chordata; Aves; Pterocliformes; Pteroclidae. Gene Ontology annotation, molecular function: metallocarboxypeptidase activity; zinc ion binding. The transcript is spliced from 7 exons.
UUAAAGGUAGAGACCUGUGGGUUCUUGUUCUGGGAAGGUUUCCAACCCAUCAUAAGAUUGGCAUUCCAGAGUUCAAGUAUGUUGCUAAUAUGCAUGGGGAUGAGACUGUUGGGAGAGAAAUCCUUCUCCAUUUGAUAGAAUUCCUGGUGACCAGCUAUAGACGUGACCCAGUUAUUACCCGGUUACUCAAUAAUACCCGGAUUCAUAUCAUGCCAACAAUGAAUCCUGAUGGAUUUGAAGCUACCGAAGUGGCUGACUGUUAUUACACACGAGGAAGGUACAAUAAGAAUGGAGAAGAUCUGAACAGAAAUUUUCCUGAUGCCUUUGAAAAUAACAAUGCUAGCAUUCAGCCAGAGACUCGAGCAGUAAUGGACUGGAUAAAAAAUGAAACAUUUGUUCUUUCAGCAAACUUGCAUGGGGGUGCCCUGGUUGCCAGUUACACCUUUGAUAAUGGUAACUCAGUUACCGGCUCUUUGCAAGGCUAUAGCAAGUCUCCGGAUGAUGAUGUCUUUAUUCAUCUGGCAAAAACCUAUUCUUUCAACCAUGCCAGCAUGCACAAAGGGACUGGGUGUGACAACAGACAAAGCUUUCCACAAGGCAUUACCAACGGGUAUUCUUGGUACCAGCUGGAAGGUGGAAUGCAAGAUUACAACUAUGUCUGGGGACAGUGUUUUGAAAUCACCUUGGAGCUGUCAUGCUGUAAAUAUCCUCCAGCAGAUGAGCUGGAAAAGUUCUGGAGAGACAACAAAGUUGCUCUGAUCGAAUAUAUAAAACAAGUGCAUCUAGGUGUCAAGGGUCAAGUUACCGAUAAGAAUGGGAAUCCUAUUCCCAAUGCCAUCGUGGAAGCCAAAGGACGGCCCCAUGUCUGCCCUUACCGAACAAAUAAACAUGGGGAGUACUUUCUUCUCCUUUUGCCUGGGACGUACGUGAUCAAUGCUACUGUACCAGGAUUUCAAUCGAUGCUGAAGACAGUGGAAAUACGUGACAAUACUGGUAACUUCAGUGCUUUGAAACAGGACUUCUCUUUCUCGGAAGUCUCCAUGAGAUCAGGAGCUGCUUCAUGUCCCAAAACUCCCCUCUACCAGGAACUCGAACGGGCUUCAGCUGCAGUAAAACCAACUCUACAUACCUUGGUUUUAAUGACCGUUAUGCUUGUAAUUUUCAAAUAAAGUCAGGAAUGACAUG